This is a messenger RNA of Effrenium voratum, 3171 nucleotides long. NCBI's taxonomy places the organism in Eukaryota, Dinophyceae, Suessiales, Symbiodiniaceae. The record is from the annotation of a GenBank genome assembly.
CACGAGUCGAAUGUAAUACUGGCUUCAAGUGUGCAGACUUUGCCCAUUCUCUGAACAACGGCGAUGCAGGCAAAACAUCAUGGGCCUGGCACGCGUUCACAGGAGCCCCAGGUUACCUGGCCCAGUGGUGCACUGUCGGUUGUGGCGGUGGCUUGUGGCAUCCUUCUUGCGGGACGGCUUUCGUUGGAGAUCUUAAUGUGGAUGGGAUUUAUAUCCAUCUCUCGAAGAACCGCGCUCACGCUGGCUGCGCUGGCAUCUCUGAGCUAUGUACUUUGCGGACCACUCCUUCAGCAGACCCCUCUUACCAAAAAACUUGGUGAGAUGUUGGUCGAACGAGUGCUUUGCGCGCGUAGAAACUGGGAGCUGGACACACUCAGAAGCUUCUGUGAAGUGUCCAUCUGGCUGCUGGUGGUGUGGUCCACAUACGUCAGCGCCGAUCCGGGGUUUGUGGGGCUGAUGGCAGCCUUGAUUUGCGGAACAGCGGCAGGAGCGGCUUUGGUCGUCCUUGGAGAGCUGCUUCAGCAGCCGCUACGAAAUGUAGAGAGGAUGCUUAGAGAGUCCUCUGCCAGCAGAGCGAUGAAGGGCCAGCAGGAAGAGACUUUCAUCCGAGGGAACAUCAUUCUGCUACUUCUCUUUGGGCCAACAGCUUUGAGCACCAUCUACGAGAACAGCCGUGAUCUGCUUGUUCUCGCUGGCAUGCUGGUACUCGGUGGCGCCUUCAUACUGGCGGCAGCCAGACUUUGCCAGGCUUGGCCCCCGACGCGGCAUUUGGGCAUCAUCCUCCAGGCUCGAAUCCUCAACACGGCGGAGAACUGGAGGAGGUUUCCAGCACGAUCUGCAUUGGAAUCGACCUUCUUCACUGCCGUUGUGAUGGGAGUCUAUGAACUUCAUGGUGAUGCACUCUAUGCCCUGCAGACCGGGUUUCUAUCCGGUAUGUCCAUCGUCAUUGCAAAUGAAGUCCUGGCGCAUGGCAUCAAUUUCAACAUCACGGAGACCGACGACUACUGCAAAGCAGACACCAGCGUUCGGCCUGUGAUUCUGGGCUAUGUCACUUUCAUGGUGCUGGUAUGCGUGUACGCGCAAGGCCAUGAAGCAGUGAAUGCUGCUGCACUGUCUGUCAUCCUGAAUUGCCUUUUGUGGGUUGUGAUUGGACGGUUCUUCGUCACCACGAAGGUUCUUCCGAACCUGGGUGACAUAGUCAACAAGAGGGCCUUGGAAGCUGGAGCGAAUUGGACCACCUAUCCUGUACGGUCCAUUGCAGAGUGCUCGGCAUGGUUGUGCGGCCAGUACAUAGGAUGUUGGAUUGGAUCUAUAUUGAUCGGCGCAGUGAUUGGCACAGCCAUCGGCAUGGUCGCCGUACUUGUAUCGGAGACCCUGCAGGGAAUGUGUCCUCAGCCCGCCGCUGACAAACCACUUCAAGCCUCUGCCUCUGCGGCAAAAGCAAGAUGGACAUGGGAGGAGGUGAAUCAGCAUUCUACAGCAGAUGACGCCUGGACAGUCAUUGACGGGCGUGUGUACAAUAUCACCGAGUUUGCACCUAGCCACCCAGGCGGCUCCAGCAUCAUACUCAAGUUUGCUGGAGUUGAUGCAAGCGAUCAAUUUGCUGCUUUUCACAGACCCCGGGUCUACGGACGAUUGCCAAAGUUACUGAUUGGUGAGGUCAUCGAGGACAGUGAGCACUUGCCAAGCAAGGCCACUUUGGAGUAUCGUGCUUUGCGCAAGCGACUUUGGCAAGAGGGUUGGUUCAAGCCAAACUCCUCUUAUUAUGCUUGGAAAGCGCUCGUGAGUAUGCUUCUUUUCGCAUUUUCCGUUGGCGCCGUGGUCAUGCUGUCCCCAAUGCACGCAAGCCUGCGCACAUUGGUCGCUGGUGUCGUCUUGGGUAUCGCAUGGCAGCAGGCAGCUUUUCUGGCACAUGAUGCUGACCACAACGGCAUUUUAACUCCACAAAGUGGAAGCUCAUUCAAUGCCUUAGCGUGGUUUCUCGCUAGUGUCGUGUUUGGCAUCUCCAGAGGUAUGUGGAAUGAGGAGCAUUCUUUGCACCACGCAAUAACAUUGCGACCGCAGGAGGAUCCACAGUUCAACUACUUGCCGCUUUGGCUAAUCUCCAAGAAGGAGCUGGAUGUACCGGGCACACGAGUGACUUUCCUUACUCGAGCAUUGGUUUCAGUUCAACAUUGGACAUUUCUUCCAGUUUCAGUGGUCAUUGGAAGAUUCAACUUCUAUCUCAUCUCCAUGUUGACAGCUUUGAAGCGAUUUCUGACUGCAAAGCGGCGCAGAGAUGCGAUCGGUGGCUGUUUGGACGUCCUUGGAAUGCUGAUGUUUUGGACUUGGUACGUGGCUUGGUCGGGAUACUUCACAUCCAACUGGUCCUGAGCCAUUUGGCGACAGAGACCUUCACUGCUGAAGAGGAGCGUCUGGAGCAGUUCUUCUCGUUUCAGCUUAAAACCUCCCGGAACAUUGAUGCAGACUGGUAUGAUCACUGGUUCCACGGUGGCCUGGAGUUUCAAAUCGAGCAUCAUUUGUUCCCCCAGCUCCCGCGCCACAACCUGGAGAAGGUCAAGCCAUUCGUCAUGGAGAUCUGCCAACGACACGGCAUACCCUAUAAAUCCACAAGCUUCUCCCUCGCACUUACAGAGGUUCUGAAAGACUUCCGCGGGCUUGCUGCGGACAUUGUUCAGCUGAGAAUGGGCUAAGACAGCACGAUGAUGUGAGCGAAGACUCAGAUCAUCCCAUGUACCAUUUUGCACAGUCUGGCAGCCUGUUCAUCGGGAGGUCAGCUACACUUUUUGCAGUGCGACAUGCGGUCGUUCCUGGCACCGGAUGUUUUGGUCACUUGCCUGCUUUCUCUGCACCAUAGCAGGCCUGGGCUUCAAGCCAGGAUGUUGGUGGCGACUCUUCGUCUGGUUUGUAGACGAGGGUUCUGACAAGUCGCUCCAUCGGUUCUCCUGAGCCUCAGCAUGGCUUCACCCUUUCACUCUGGGCCCCCGGCCCAGCAUUUUGCGCCACAACUUUGCAGUUGCUCUGCCAGAGGCAAGCAACAAGCUUGCUUCAAAGACGUGGGAGCUUGUUGCAGCCAGGAAGCCGCGGGCAAACUUUAACUCGUGAUUCUGGGCUUUGAACGGCUUCAUAAGAGCUCAGUUUUCGUGCCAAUGGUCUUGCUGUCAAGCGGCA